GUUGCAUACAUAGUGUACACAAUAUUAGCAUCCAUGGUCAGUUUCAAAGGCUGGAAAAACUGGUGUUCAGGUUAAUUUUCAUUUUCCAGAUCCCAACUUCAGACUUUCCCUUUCAUUUUCUCACAUCCCUUUUCCAAGCCCUUCCUUUUCAGUGACGGAUGUAGUAACUGAAAGGCCCAGGUUAAGGAUGUCAAGGUUUUGAGCACAAUAUAGAAAGGGGGUUUACUGAAAACGACCCCUCUUUUUGAGGCUUGAUAAAACCGUCUAACUGCAUUUCCUGAUGUUUAGCAGAACAAUGUAGGACAAACUAACCAAAAAAAAUAAAAUUGACCAAAGAUGCAUAGCAACUUACCAGACUAUUGAUAAUGUAUGAGUAACCAAAAAGAUUAAAUGUCAAGUCAUAGAACUCUACCAAACUUACAGAUCUACCAACCACCCUUUUUGCUUAAUCCAAACUCUUUUUAGCUCUAUUGUCAUCAUCAGUCAUGCAGUUUUCUUUGCUUCAUUUCCAAGCAUUACAGCAACCACAACCUUCACCUCUCACCUCAACUCACACCCCUAUCUUUCUUCAAAAACAUAUAACUUUAUGUACAACCCUAAACUCCAUCUUUUUCUUUCACUUUCAUACCCAACGAUACAAAAAAGGAGCAGUUCAGUCUCUCCAACUCUCAUCCCCACAAAGCAGUUUUACACAGGGAAACAUGAGGCCUAAAUCCCAAGCCCUCAACCUUAGGCUCCUUCUCCUUGGCAUCUUCUUUGCCUUUUUCCUUCUGUUUGCAUUAAGAUCAAGCUUAUCAUCUCCCCAGGAAGACCUGUCUCCCAUAUCACCAACUUCUUUACCAAAGGUUUCAAAUACCAUAAAAGAAGGAAAGGCAGCAAACUGCUCACCAACUUGCACCAAGAUCCCAACCUCAUUAGCUCAAGCCCUCAUUCACUACACAACCUCAACCAUUACCCCGCAACAAACUCUCAAAGAAAUCUCAGUGACAUCCAAAAUUCUAGUGAAUAAGUCCCCAUGCAACUUCUUAGUUUUUGGCCUAGGUCAUGACAGCCUCAUGUGGAGGGAACUCAACCAUGGUGGACGUACAAUUUUCCUAGAAGAAGAUGAGGCAUGGAUUGAGCAAAUCAGACAGCGUUUCCCCAAGUUAGAAUCCUAUCAUGUCAUGUAUGAUAGCAAAGUGAACCAGGCUGAUAAUCUCAUGGAGGUUGGCAAAGGGCCAGAGUGCAUAGGGGUUGGUGAUAUAAGACACUCUACAUGCCAACUUGCCCUGAAGGGUUUGCCUAAUGAGGUUUAUGACAUAAAAUGGGAUUUAAUUAUGGUUGAUGCUCCAACAGGUUACUAUGAGGAGGCACCUGGGAGGAUGGCUGCCAUAUAUACAGCAGGGAUGAUGGCGAGGAAUAGAAAAGAUGGAGAGACUGAUGUAUUUGUGCAUGAUGUGAAUAGGGUGGUGGAGGAUAAGUUUUCCAGAGCAUUCUUGUGUGAUGGGUACAUGAGAAAACAAACAGGGAGGUUAAGGCACUUCAGAAUUCCAAGUCACAGGGAUGGCUCAGCCAAGCCCUUCUGCCCUUUGUAAUUUUUUGCUGCUCAUCUGUUUUUGCCCAUGUAAGGGAAGUUGAGUAAUUUUUUUUUCAGGCGAAAUGAUCUAAUGAGCAAUGAGUUGUGGAGAUUUAUAUGCUCUACUCAAUCGAAAGGUAGAGCAACAGAAAUAUUGUUGAACCUCAACAACAGUCAGAAUGGAAUGCAAUAAAAAAGGAAAACUUCUUUUAUAGGAGUGCAACAUGAAAUGAAAUUAAUAUCCAUUCGGGUUUCCAA
Molecule: messenger RNA, 1813 nt
Organism: Vitis riparia (riverbank grape)
Lineage: Eukaryota; Viridiplantae; Streptophyta; Magnoliopsida; Vitales; Vitaceae
Product: glucuronoxylan 4-O-methyltransferase 1-like
Exons: 1
Coding region: 486-1574 (362 amino acids)
Biological process (GO): xylan biosynthetic process
Source: RefSeq, a predicted model, not a curated record